GAAUAUAUAUAAUAUUAUCAGUUCUAUACAUUGUGAGAUAUGUAGGCGGCAACAAGGUUUUAACAACCUUAUACACAAAAUGUUUUGUUUGUGCGGCAAUUAUAUUAUUUAUCCAGAUAUUAUAUUACUUACUUUAAGAGUAGAUUACAGAUGUUAAUACAGUGUUUCGGUUAUGCAUAUAUGGAUCGUCUUGCAUAGUGAGGUUAAGAUAGAUUUUAUUUUUGGUGGGCGUGGUUUGCGCCAGCUCAGAACUUCCGAAUACAUGUGAGAUUAUUGGUUGUUACCGACAUCUUUACCAUACAGCGUGUACUACGUGUGUUCUUUCUUCAGAUGCAGAUAGAUGUCUAGAAUGGCAGUAGGUACGAUAUUUGUAUUGAAAACAAUUAUAGGUUAGUGUGUAUUUCCCGGAAACUCAAAUAAUGAGAAGCAGCACGAAAAAUCAGAGUGAUCAAGUCAAUGCCUUGAGGUGUGUGCAUCACAUUGGAAGGAAGAGAAAUGCACACGAAAUAUUAGUCAGGAAGUUAAGGGAAAUAACUGGUGGUAAGUUACAGCUCAUGUGGGAGGAUGAAUUAAUGUGGAGACCUAGACUUAGGUGAGAGGAUAAUCUCAGGCGGGAUGCAUGGGAGAUAGGAGUUGAAGGAGACUUGAUUUUGUUGGCCCAGGACAGGUUCCGGUGGAGGACAUUGGGUAAAUAGUAUUGACAGUGCAAGGAGUUAUGGUGGCGUGAAGUAUGGACAUCAAGAAACUGAAACCUCUCACAGUACUUGCACUACAAGAUGACAUUUCAACAGUUCAAAAAUGUUAUUUACCAAGUGUUUAUUCAGGAAUUUUAAAAACGUGUAAUGUUGGAUGCUACGUUCUUGUACAGAUAUCAUCAUCCAUAAAAUAUGUGUGCAAGCUGUAUUGGAAAAGUGACCUACACAGUGCAUUCUGUCAGUUAGAUGGGAGCGUCAUAACUUUCAGUGGUUGCGAGCGAACGUUAAUGGGCUUACCUUGGAAAGCAGUUAGUCAGUCAUGCAGUGAGUUGUCAUUGGAACAGAUUCAGGUUCUUUCUUGUUGUGUUGCUAUUAGAGAUUUACAUUUGUCAGUAGUUUUUGAAAAUGUAAGUGACAAUAAAACCUGGCGGGUGGACACUGACACUCUUAAAGACAUUGUAAAAAACAUUUUGAAGUUGUAUGUACUGAUUGAAGAUUCCAUAGUUUACACAAAAAAUCUGCCUCAGUGCCAGAAGUUUGGGAUUAAUUGCAUUGUGAUUCAUGACAUUGGUAAGUCAGAAAAUGAUAGUGCCCCAACUAUUGGGAGAAUUGUGUCUAGCACAAAUGUUUCUGUGGUUCACCAGCUGAGUAGGGUGUGGCUUGAGCAGCUUCAGGAUCCCUGUGCUGAGGUUCCUCUUGGUGGACUUGAUGGUCCAUAUCAUGCUCUUCAAGAGAUUAUGUGUCAGCAUAAGUUCUAUUGGCAGGCUGCUGAGAAAUUGGAACUCAGACCUUGCCAACAGGUGCUGAUUGUGGGGCCUCCAGGAUGUGGGAAAACAAGUUUAGUUCGUCGCGUGGCUUCAGACUCUAAAGCAGUGUUGGUGACUGUGCGAGGCCCAGAGGUUUACUGCCCUCGACCUGGAGACACUGAAGGCUGGUUGCGAGAAGUGUUUGGGGAGGCAGCUGACCUUACCCGGGAAGGUGUAUGUAUUUUGCUCUUGGAUGAAGUGGACAGCCUAUGUCCAAGAAAAGGUGCAGGAUGGUUGACUCCACACCAGACACGGGCUUCAGCACAGCUUCUUACACUGUUGGAUCAUGCAAAUCAAGUCAGAGGCCUUGUGGUUAUUGCUACUACCAACAGACCAAAUGCAUUGGAUCCAGCUGUACGCAGACCAGGGCGACUGGAAACAGAGGUGCACAUUGGAGUUCCUACAGAAAGUGAGAGGGAACAGAUACUGCAGAAGCUGGUAUCACCAUUGCUGAUUCAGGAAGAGACAGAAUUGUGUUGCAGGGUAGCACAUCUUACUCCUGGCUAUGUUGGAGCAGAUCUUUCACUCCUCUGUCAAGACGUUGUUCUUGGCAGGUAUCGAAGAAAUGCAGUGAACACAGGUAGUUCAGAAGAAUGGUUCUCAGACUUCCAGGCUUCAGUAGCUAGAGUUAGGCCAUCAUCACUGAGAGGUGGUUUGGGUGUAGUUGCAGCUCGACCCUUCAAACUUUCAGACAUUGGUGGCAUGGAUAAUAUCAAGCAGUCAUUGCGUAUCGCUAUUGAAUGGCCAUUGUUAUAUCCUGAAACUUUUACAAAAUUUGGACUCCUACAGCCUAAAGGUGUUCUACUCUAUGGACCACCAGGCUGUGCAAAGACAUCAUUAGCUCAUGCACUUGCUUGUGCUAUGAAUGUCACAUUCCUCUCUGUUUCUGCUGCCGAUCUCUACACACCAUAUGUGGGAGAUGCUGAGAAGAGCAUUGGUGAACUGUUCCAUCGAGCUAGACUGGGGGCCCCGACUAUCCUCUUCAUCGAUGAAAUAGAUGCUUUGGUUGGUAGUAGAGGCCACAGAGAACGAGGGGUGCAGGAACGUGUGUUGUCAGCUUUGCUCACUGAGAUGGAUGGAAUUGGUGUCCAGAGAGAUUCUCUCUCUACCAUGCAUAAAACUUACAGAGGGAGUACGUCUGCUUGCCAUUCGCAGUUACAGAUUAACCUGGGCAUAGUGGUAAUGGCUGCAACAAAUCGACCAGAUAUGUUGGACGAUGCCUUGCUACGACCUGGACGUUUUGACAAGUUGCUCUUUGUGGCUCCACCUGAUGCUGCAGCUAGAUUGGAUAUUUUGCGUAUUCUCACAGCACACACUCCACUUGGUGAAUGUGUUGAUCUGCAGUCUCUUGCCCUUGCCACAGAUCUUUUCACUGGUGCUGAUCUAGGUAGUCUCUGUAGAGAGGCUGCAUUCUGUGCACUGACAGAAGAGGGAAUGGCAGUGAAACAGGUGAAACACAGACAUUUUGUGCAGGUAUUAUGCCACCUGCGUCCAUCCCUGUCUCAGGACCAGGUUGAUUGGUACAGCUGUUACAAAAGUAUGGAUAAAUAAAGUUGCUCGUCUUAUCGUGA
Messenger RNA from Zootermopsis nevadensis, 3072 nucleotides. RefSeq names its product ATPase family gene 2 protein homolog B. Gene Ontology annotation, biological process: autophagosome maturation; mitotic spindle disassembly; retrograde protein transport, ER to cytosol. NCBI's taxonomy places the organism in Eukaryota, Metazoa, Arthropoda, Insecta, Blattodea, Termopsidae. Gene Ontology annotation, molecular function: ATP hydrolysis activity; polyubiquitin modification-dependent protein binding; ATP binding. The record is from RefSeq and is a predicted model, not a curated record. Gene Ontology annotation, cellular component: VCP-NPL4-UFD1 AAA ATPase complex; nucleus; cytosol.